Molecule: messenger RNA, 4831 nt
Organism: Styela clava
Lineage: Eukaryota; Metazoa; Chordata; Ascidiacea; Stolidobranchia; Styelidae
Product: ras-related protein Rab-39B-like
Molecular function (GO): GTPase activity; GTP binding
Source: RefSeq, a predicted model, not a curated record
CAACAUCUGUGUAGUUAGUGCAGUCAUCAAUAAUGAAACGAUUUAUCGUAAGAUAUUGGUAAAACAUGUCACGUAUUAUCAGUGGCGCUGCUUUACCUGUUUGUGUGCGCCGAUAAAACUUAUUAAUUCUUUAAAAUAAAGAAUAAUCGUGCAUGAGGGCGGCACAAAGACUUAGUUUAGGCUGUUGUGGACCGACUUUUUCGAUGGCAGACGUGCAGCAGCAACCGAAUGGGUCCCCGUCUAGAGGGGAAACGAUAUGGUCUUAUCAAUUUCGGAUUGUACUGAUUGGAGACUCUACUGUAGGAAAAUCAGCGCUGUUAAGGAGAUUUAGCGAUGGAGAUUUUUUAGAGAUCUCAGACCCCACUGUGGGUGUCGACUUCUACGCCAGAUUGAUUGAAAUUGCUCCUUCAAUAAGAAUUAAAUUACAGUUAUGGGAUACUGCUGGACAAGAAAGAUUCAGGUCAAUAACAAGGUCUUAUUACCGCAACUCCGUAGGAGGCGUCCUAGUCUACGAUGUUUCAAGUUCAGCAAGUUUCUCUCACAUAGAGAGGUGGAUGGAGGAGGCCAGUGCUCACGUCGCUCCGAGAUCGAUUUUAUUUAUUCUUAUCGGACAAAAAUCAGACUUGGAAGAAGAAAGAAAGGUAACACAAGAGCAAGGAGCGUUAUUUGCACGGAAACAUAAAAUGCCUUUCAUUGAAACGUCUGCAAAGACUGGAUAUAAUGUUGAGGAAGCUUUCCAUGUGUUAACUGAAUGUAUAUAUAGGCAGCUUCAGUCAGGAGUUAUCACAGCUGAAGAUGGCUGGGAAGGAGUGAAGUGCUCGUUGCUGCCAAGUCCUGUAUAUAGCCAAAGUGAGGAUAUUGACUCUUCUACAAAGAAGAAAUGUUGCUGAUGUUGUUUUGUGUUUUUAUCGACAGAAUUUAUGGUUCAGUGAGCAAGGUAUAAAAACAGAAUUUCAUGAGUUACGCUUGAAUAAGCAAGGAUUAUUCAGGGUACAAAACAAAACUGUUUUUAGUAUUUGCUUAAACAUGAGAGCAAUGCUCAAAUAUAUGGUCACGAUUCAAAAAUUAUUUUUCCCUACCCCCUCACCUGUAGUGUAUUAAAUAAGUUGGACAAAACCAAAUAGUAAAUCCCAGUCCUUUAUGUAUUUUCUUAAUUAUUAGUGGAAAACAUAAAUCACACGAUUUCGAAAGAAUACAUAAGAUCAGGGAAACAUCGCCUUUGCAUAACAAUGUCGACUAUAAUCGUAAGACUCGGAAAACGGCGAACACGCAUUGAAAUGUUUAGUAUUUUUAACAUAAACAAGGGUUGCGGAAAAUUUUAAUAUAUUGAAAAGGGUCGAUAUUUUAAGUUUUGGAAACCCCAGAAGGGCAAUGCCAAACCAGUCUUCUAACUUUUUACAAUCGUUGGCCGCUCCGCAUUUGGAUCGGAGCUUUGCAAUGCCCUAAUUAAUUCUGCAUUAAAUAUGUCACAUUACGUUAGUCUGGAAUGAUUUUGACCAGGCAAUUAUCAUUUUUAAUUGCCUUAUGAAUUUUGCAGGCAUUGUCAAAUUUGUGAGGAACUGGUCCUUAAAGUAAAAAAUAGUGGUUCUUGUAUUUAAUUAGCUGUUUUGUGCAGAGUAUUGAUCAGAGUAAACAUUUUAAAACACUUAAAAACAAAUCAUGUUGCAUUACAUUAGCCAUGAAAUGAUUUUGUUCAGCCAAUUAUCAUAAUUGAUUUUCUUGAUUGAUUACUGAUUACCUCAUUUUUAAUCAAUCAGAAUAGCGGUACAGAUGUCUAGGUGUUUUAUCUGUGACUGCAAAUCUAUAAAAUACGAAACUGAAAGUGUUUUUGCGAACACUAACGUAGUAGUGUCAGACUUUCUUUGCCUCGAUGAUAAAAAUCAUUAUUGAAAAUGUCGUCCUAAACAUACCUAACUACUGCCCCUUCCUAUCUGCCUUUUGUCUGACUGUAAGAAUACUGCAGAAAGAAUCAUAAAUGGCUAUACUGAGUUUUUCAAAUAUCAAAACAUACUUUUACGGAUUUUAUUCUGACCAAAGUCAGACUUCUUCAGACAAACAGUUUACAACAGUUGUUGUACCUGUGAAAAUUUAUAAAGUAUGAUACAAUACUUUUAAACCAACAAUGUACAAAUAAAAUCUUAAUUUUGAAUCAUAUUUGUUUAUCAUAUAUAGGGUUACCCUACUGUGUGAAUAUUGCUCAAUUAAAUUAAUUGACCGUCCUUAAUUAACGUGCUUUUCAAUCUUUCAUACUUUUUCUCUCCUAUUGCACUAUAUUGCUUGGUACUCUUUUACUUGCCUGAUCCUGCUUUGUUUUUUAUUGCUGGUUUCACUUGUUAUUUAGAUUAACCUUGGGUAACUCAGUGAAAGUUCUAUCUAUCAUAUAUUUGACAUGGAUAAGAUUGGGCAAGUCUGAUUUGCUACAAUCACUAAAAUUAAUUUUUUUACUUUUGAGUGAGUGCUUGUAACUUUGCUCAUAGAUGACUCUCGCAUGUUAUUUAGAUUAUGGGUAUCUUCAUAGGAGCGCUUCUCAAACUGUGUUCCACAGUAAACUGCUGUUCUGCGAGCUUUUUUGAAGCGAACAGGGAUCAAAAUAGCGACUAAAUUGGUCGUCAUGACGAUCUCGGUUGUACUUCGACGGCUCUGGGUAUUAAAUUUGUCAGCGCUUCAGAAGUAUGUGCACCAAGAUGGCGCACAAUCUGAACCCUAACUUGGUACUAUUUUCAGGUUGUGCGCCAUCUUGGUGCACAUACUUUGGGAGCUCCAAUUUGUCUCCCAACUGGCGACAAACAGGCCUUGCUAUCUAAACAGCAACCGUUGUUUGUUGAUGAAUUACAUGCUUGUCUAACGCUUGGUUCAGAUCAGCAGCGUCAAAGCCAGUCCUGCCCAGUCCUACACAUCACUUGUAUCAGUGGUUCCCAACCUUUUCAGGCUCGUGACCCCCUUACCGGAGGCUUUCAUCACCAAUGGCCCCCUGUUAUCAUUUCUGUGGUAUUUAUAGUGUUAUUUAAAUUUUUAGAUUCCAAGUUUGUUAUCAUUUCUGUGGUAUUUAUAGUGUUAUUUUAAUUGUUAGAUUCCAAGUUUCAUUAUUUUCACCAAAUUUUGCGUCUAAAAUUGUGGCCCCUCCAACCCCAACCCCUCUGUGGCAUCCUUGGGUAUCCCUCGAUGACUCUGGGUAUUAAAUUUGUCGGCGUUCCAGAAGUAUGUGUACCAAUAUGGAGGUAACUAAUUUUGUUUGCUUACUCUACGUCAGGUUGUGUGAAGGGACUGAAACCUAUGGACGGGAUAUAUUCACUUGGAUGACACAGACAGUCACCGAACUCGUAAUAGAGCUAACAUAAGGAAAAUCGGAAUAAAAUUAUGGCCUAACUUAACUUGGUAAACACUACGGGAGUACCCCUUGAGGGAAGGGGGCGGGAACCACUGACUUAUAUCUUUUUUUACCUCAUUUUCUCUGUACAGAAUUAAUAUUUUCAAUAAAAAUAGGUGUUGUCGUGUCUUUAUCAGUGUUAUUCGUUCAUAUUUUCAUACUUUUUUAUCAAAUUUUCUGUGAUAAUCAUAUUAUGUUUCCGUUUUAUUUCCAUGACUGUGUUUCGAAAUUCAUUCAGUUUGUUCCAGCAGUAUUACACUUUCAAUCAUGGCUUUCCCCAGAAAUGACCAGAAUUAAAUUAUUGACUCGUUGGUAUAAGGAUGUUUUAAAUAAGUUUCAGUUGAUUUAUAAUGUCUUAUUUUCUAUUUGCGAUAGUUUAAGUUGCAGGCGACAAAAUCGUGUUAGGCUUGAAUGCAUUCUCAUCAAAAAUAAUGGGAAUUCUGACUAAAUAUAGAAAAUUAAAAGAAAAAUUUGAAUUUUUACUCUGUUUAAAAAUAUUACUCUAAAAGGGCAUCAAAGCGUACGUCUCUUGGUUUGCACACAAAAGUUUCAGACUCCCAAUUCUCCGUCUUAGUAUUCAAGUUGCUGAAUUCAGACUUAAGUUUUAUGCUGUUAUGACGCUAUUGAUAUAAUUGAGUAGGGAAUGGCCAACUUGAAAGGUCCAUUUUUUUUUUAAAUAACUAUAAUCCUUACAUAUCAAUGACUGCUUGACUGUUAUCAUGAGAGAAUCAGUGAGUGACAAGUCAAUUGUUUGAUAUCUUCAUAUCUGUUUAACAAUUUGCAGUAUUUCUUCAUCCUAGUUUUACGGUACUUUUAAUUUUUAUUACCUCUCAAAUAAUCAGUUUUUAUUUAUUUUAUUUGAACAUAUUUGCACCCAAACUAAACAGCAUACAAGGCCAUGCAUCCGUGUAAUUUUACUGGCCAUUUUACCUUAUCGAUUUGGAAAUUUUGGUUCAGGGUAUAAUUAAACCGUUUUGUCGACUUUUCCCAAAAGAGCACCCACAAGCCAGGGUUCCUAAAUCCCGACUCCUCCAUCAAGGGGGGGAGGUACAAGUAAAGCCCUUGCUAGGUACCAUUUUUGCUUUGUUUGACAGCGUUAAUAUUAUUACACAUAGCGUAUUCAACAGAACUGAUGGAAACGUGACAAUGCAAAAAACUAAUCUCAUACCCAACAUGGGGAUAGUAACCGGUUGAUAGGCCAUGCUUCGCCAUAUGAUUAAGCCGUCUUGUCGGCUUUCCUCUCCGAUGGUAUAAUAUUGCUACAAAUAUUUUACAAACAUAUGCUGACCAUAUUACACCUUCAUUUCACAUCGUAUUUUUGAUGUCCUAAACGUUACUUUUUUUGUGUAAAUUUUCCAUGUUUUGAACUGUGUUUUAUUUCAUUUUUUCUUAACAAGCUGGUGAAUAAGCACUGUUAUUAUUUUUUGUUGUAAAUUGUUUUCGAAAUCGAAUUAUUGGAAAUUG